GUUCGUGCUGAGCUCAUCUUGAUGAUACGCCUACCAGAAAAUCAUUCUCUACGAUGAAAUUGCAUUUAUUAAAAUUGCAGUUGCUAUUAAUAAAACUGAUAAUGGCAAUUGUACUUUCCUCUAGAGCAGAUGUUUUGAAAAGCUUGCUAGUGAAUUCAGUGCACCGGAACAUCAGAGCUUUGUCAUAUCCGGAAGAGAGCUUAAUGGGGCUCUUUUUCGCCCUGGCUAUUCCCCUGGACGACCCGGUGUCGACGAAAUCGAUUUCCGUUGCGUUCUUCUUCGAGGCCAAUUACGAAUUACCCAAUAACAUCACGGAAUUUCAAUCGAGCGUGGACAACGAUCAUCGGGACAAACGGUCUGCAGGUCAACGACACUCUAUAAAUCGCAAAACGAUAUACGCCAUAUUGGAGUCGAAGUUCGAGUCGUUGGGAUUUCCUGGUAAGCAGUGCCUCUUGAGAUGUAUUUGUGAAACGGCACGACAACCCUUGCAUCCACACAAUGGGCUUGUCGGUGAUCUGAUGCAUAUCACCUUGACCCCAUCUUCUACCGCUGACGAGGGUCUGCCGAUUGAGUACGUCAGAGCAGAGCAAGUGGGCUUCCAGGGCGAUUGUGAAACAAUUUACUCCCUCUGUCCCUUUGCAAUUUAUGACUACAUAACGGAUGUAUACAACAGCGAAUAGUGUGCACCUGCAUCUGCGGUAAAUAAGUUAAGAACACUCUGACUGUGAACACCAUAUACGGUAUGCAUAUAUAUGUAUGUAUAAUGUAGGAACCUACACGUGAUAGACAACAUAGGCAAAUAAUUUGUUCUUCAUUUCGCUUCGGAUGAGUAAAUCGAAAUAUUCACCGCAAAAACUAUUUUGUGGACUUCACAUUAUUUUGGUAUUUGCCUAACUAAACCCGAUGUCUGAACAUUAAGAAUGUCCGUUAAAUAAUUUUAAAAUAUUGUAAUAAAGUUGUAUGUAUGCCAAAUAUUCACUAAAUUUCGCAUAGUUUAUGUCUCUAUAUUAUAAAAAGGUAUCACCACCACUUAACCACUGCAACUCUCCUUAAAACUUCUGCAACCCUCGUUACAUCCUUUUAUCCUUUAACUCCUACAUCUUACUUUUUAAACUAC
This is a messenger RNA of Belonocnema kinseyi, 1117 nucleotides long. RefSeq lists its product as uncharacterized. Bases 54 to 680 code for a protein of 208 amino acids. The transcript is spliced from 5 exons. The record is from RefSeq and is a predicted model, not a curated record. Lineage: Eukaryota; Metazoa; Arthropoda; Insecta; Hymenoptera; Cynipidae.